Amoebophrya sp. A25 is the source of this 2102-nucleotide messenger RNA. Lineage: Eukaryota; Dinophyceae; Syndiniales; Amoebophryaceae. The record is from the annotation of a GenBank genome assembly.
AUGUCUCCGCCUGCUCCUGCGCGACGGAGUUCUCAAGAGCGGACUUCCGAUACAGGAGAAGACGCAGACGCGGUUGCUAGGGGUGCCAGCCGUGCACAGCGUUCAAGUUCUCAGUAUCAACGGCCGCACAAACGGUCAAAACAGCGACGAAGCCGCGCCGGUUCGGUCGCCUCUACUUCUGGUCCUGCGCGGCGAAGCUCGAGGCACCAUUCUAAAGUAGAAGAAAACGCGGACGCAGACCACGCGGGUCGUGAAGAUGAAAGCCGCUUGAAGUCGAGUUCACAGCGCCAGACGAUAAUCAAGGAUGAAAUACGAAUACCCAAAUUGAGAAUCACCUCGCGUCGAGUGUCUCCCAUCCCCGAUGAGUCGACUUACGGAGAGCACCGUCCUCUCGAGGCAAGAAUCGAACCAGCACGAGAAAUCGGAGGCGAACCAGCAAGAGCAAGCGGCCUAACCAUGUCCAGCGCGGCUGUACUAGAGCCUGCUCCGCGAGAAUAUGCUCGUCGCGACCGCAAGGCAGGCAGACUGAGAUCACCGCGCGGCCAAGGUGUGGGGGGAUACACACGCGGAGCUAUGAGUCCCGGAAGGGUGCUCGACGAGGAAGAACCAGGAGCGGCUGCAGACGUAGAAGUCGCCUCAGGAAAUAUACGGGAUAGCUCAAAAAUUGUGCCUAGCAUGGAUUCUACGGCGCCUCUGCAAGAAUAUGCUCGUCGCGACCGCAAAGCAGGCAAAUUGAGAUCACCGCGCGGCCAAGGCGUAGGAGGAUACACGCGCGGAGCUAUGAGCCUCGCGGGAAAGGCACUCGAGAUCGAGGAAGAACCAGCAGCUGCAAAAGUGAGACUCGCCUCAGAAAGACGAGGUGGCGAGUUUUCGCGGCUUAGUGGAGGUUUAGGUGAGGAAGAGCCGACUGCGCCUGGAAGUGCCGGUGAGACUCCGCGUGAGGGGAGAAGAGGCACGGCUCAAGUCUACCAAGAACCACGCGGCGCAGCCGCACGAUCACCACGCGGUGACAAGAUAUCAGGCUACACACGUGGAGCCGCGAUCCCGAGGAGAUUAUACGAUGAGACACAGUUUGAGCCCUACUACACACCGAAAGGCUUCGGAACACCACGCGGCGAACCUACGGAGGACUCGGGCUGACGACUCCCUCUUGUUCUUUGACAUCUCUCUAAAUGGAUCUAGUACAAGCAGACGCGGAAGGUGGACAAGUUCAACAACAAGAAGAUCACAGAAUCAAUUAUCCUGGCCUACAACUUGUAAUUGAUAUCUCUCUGGGUCAUCUAGCGAAGGCUAAUCAAUUGGAGAUGAUUACUACUUCAACAAAGAAGAAUGUACAUGUUCUCUCUGAGCUCUUUGAUGUUUUUAUCGAUUAUAUCGAAAUCGAUUAUUUUUCAUAUUCAGUUUGUUGUUUGGGAAAAGUGUGUGGUCCUUUUUUGACUUUCAGGACAACUCUGGUGUAGCUGGCGGACUUUCUGCGUCGAAGCCAACUCCAGAAGAUGAAAAUUAGGAAAUGAUCACAUGUUUGUACUAGUACAUGACACAUUUCUAUUUCAAAUUUGUAUUCUCGUUUUUAUCUUGUAGUUUAAUGUCUAACCUAACGUUAACCUUAACUGUAAAGAAUGUUGAAUUAAUGCUACGCCAUAUUCAUCGACGCUCAUCGAGAACCUAACCGUAAGUGUAUUUCAUUUCUUCAAUCAACAUCUUGUACUUAGAGAAACAAGACACAUCACAGGAAUCACAUUUGUUUUUAUCUCAACUGACCUGAUACUGAUAGAUUAGAUUUAGAUGAGGCUCUCAUGAAGUGAGCCAGAGCAUUAUGGACUGGUGAGGGUUGGUGGAGAAAGAAUCACGCCAACAUUGUAAAGCAACAGAAAAGAAACAAAAGCUGAAGCUUAAUCGCAAUCGACUAAAAAAGGUAAGAGAACUGUAGACCUGACUGUAACUGUAGAAUGAACUGAAUCGGCUAGUAAGAAGAUGCUAAAUACACUGAAAAACACUGAUGAUUCCAAGAAUCGCAACCGACUGUGGAAAUACUUAAACAAAGCUGAGACAGCAAAACUGAAGAUUGAAUUUGAAGACCCCCCAAUUUGCUCAUCUAAAAC